CACUCUACCAAAAUGGCGGUUAAAAAUACCGCGAAAAGAAGUUCGCUGUCCCUCUAGUAUAUUAUCGUGACGCUAUUUAGCCAUGGCUGCCCCGUUACUAAGGAUUUUGUUGAAGUCUUGCAGGCAGUUGCCUCGUUCGAGCCGAAGCAGAUGGAGGAUCAGCUCUUCCAGAUCUCUUCAUGUGUCCUCCUCGGAGCACUCUGCUGCAGCAGGAGUCUCCUUUCCUCCUCUGCAGACUUAUUCAGAGGAGGAGGCUAUGAUGAAGGCAGCAGUGACUAAAUAUGCACAAGAGUGCAUUGCUCCAUUUGUGUCAAAGAUGGAUGAAGAUUCAGCAAUGGAUAAAGAAGUGAUAAAAUCUCUUUUUGAACAGGGUCUUAUGGGUAUUGAGAUCGACCCAGAAUAUGGUGGCACCGGCUCCUCAUUCUUCUCCUCCAUUCUGGUCAUUGAAGAGUUAGCAAAGGUGGAUGCCUCUGUGGCAGUGCUGUGUGACAUCCAGAACACACUGAUCAACACGCUGUUUAUGAAACUGGGAACCCCAGCUCAGAAAGAACAGUACCUCAGUCGACUGUCAACUGACAUGGUUGGAAGCUUCUGCUUGUCUGAGGCACAGUCGGGAAGUGACGCAUUUUCUUUGAAGACACAUGCUGAAAAACACAAAGACUACUAUCUUAUAAAUGGAUCCAAAUUGUGGAUCAGUAAUGCAGAUCAUGCAGGCGUGUUCCUGGUGAUGGCCAAUGUAGACCUCUCUGCUGGCUAUAGAGGUAUCACCUGCUUCAUAGUGGACCGGGACACGGAGGGGUUUGAGAUUGGAAAGAAGGAAAACAAGCUUGGCUUGCGUGCAUCCUCCACCUGCCCGCUCAACUUUGAUAAUGUCAAGGUACCAGAGAAUAACAUUUUGGGGCAAGUUGGUCAAGGGUACAAGUAUGCCAUUGGCAUGUUGAAUGAGGGCAGGAUCGGAAUUGCUGCUCAGAUGCUGGGGCUGGCUCAGGGAUGCUUUGACCACACUAUUCCAUAUACAAGACAGAGGAUGCAGUUUGGAAAACGUAUCUUUGACUUCCAGGGCAUGCAGCAUCAAAUAGCCCACGUAGCUACGCAGAUUGAAGCUGCUCGGCUGCUCACCUACAACGCUGCUCGUUUGAAAGAAGCUGGACGAUCUUUCAUUAAGGAGGCCUGCAUGGCCAAAUACUUUGCUGCGGAGGUUGCAACCCUAACCACGUCAAAAUGCAUCGAAUGGAUGGGAGCAUUCGGCUUCACCAAAGACUACCCCAUAGAGAAAUACUACAGAGACUGUAAAAUCGGUACCAUUUAUGAGGGCACGUCAAAUAUUCAGCUAUCCACUUUGGCUAAGUUUAUUGAUAAGGACUAUGAUAUCUGAUCUGACGUGGAGUCUAUACAAAGCACAGACUUUAAAGGUCACGAUUUGUGUUCUUCGGUGUUGCUGAGCUCCUGCAGUCCUGUGGUAGUUGCCCUUUUUGCCCAAUACUGAUGGAUACAUGGUUCCAUGUUCCAAACAUCAAA
Thalassophryne amazonica is the source of this 1518-nucleotide messenger RNA. RefSeq names its product acyl-CoA dehydrogenase short/branched chain (gene acadsb). Gene Ontology annotation, molecular function: acyl-CoA dehydrogenase activity; flavin adenine dinucleotide binding. Lineage: Eukaryota; Metazoa; Chordata; Actinopteri; Batrachoidiformes; Batrachoididae. The coding region runs from base 83 to 1375 and encodes 430 amino acids. The record is from RefSeq and is a predicted model, not a curated record. The transcript is spliced from 12 exons. Gene Ontology annotation, cellular component: mitochondrion.